Leptinotarsa decemlineata (Colorado potato beetle) is the source of this 2784-nucleotide messenger RNA. RefSeq lists its product as uncharacterized. NCBI's taxonomy places the organism in Eukaryota, Metazoa, Arthropoda, Insecta, Coleoptera, Chrysomelidae. The record is from RefSeq and is a predicted model, not a curated record.
CUAUUCUCCUAGUGAAGUGAGGUCCGUAUAUAUUUUUCAAAGAUCCUGACAAUGUGAGGACAUUUAUACACGUACCAAUUCAUCACAAAGGCAAAGUGAGGUCCAUCAAACGUUGCCAAGUUUCGCGCAUGUGAAACAGUUAGGUAUAAGGUGGAAGAGAUUUUUUGUGUAUUAGCGAAGAUUCAUAAAUGUUUGACUGUUGCGUCAUAUGGGGCUACAUGAAUAUUUUGUGGAAACUACUGUGUAUUUAAGGAUGGACAGGAAAACAAAAAUAUUGAAUAUGGUAAAAAAUAAUGACGAGGUUUUGGACCGCUUGUUGAUUCCUAAAUAUGAAAGUACUAAGGGACUUGGCAGGAAUGAGAUCAGUGUACUUCUUUCAAGACGCUAUAUUUUACUCAAUGAGAGAAAAAAUUGUUUACUUUCACCUGAUCCUGUUCGUCAAAUACAAUUAGAAGAAAUAUCCUCUACCAAAAAGAGAUAUGCAACAAGACUUUGGGUAGAAAAAACAAAAAGGAAUAUUUUUCACUGUUCUAGUGACAAUAAUAAUGAAGAAAUUGUGACAUCAACUGUUGAGACAAAAAUACAUCAAUAUGACAAGACCCAAGAAAUUGCUCCAAGUGCACCUAACAGAGAAAUCGAACAAGAAUGUACAUCAAAUACAAUAGAAAAAGUCCAGGAAAAGGAUAUGCUAGCUACAUCUGAUAUAGAAAGUGAAGAGUUUAUUCCACCAACACCUGGAAUAGACAGCGACGAGGGCUAUAUUCCAAAUUUUGAAAGUCCGGACAGGAAUUCAGACAAAGAAAAUUCAAUAAUAAUACCUAACCAGAAUUUUCAACAAACAUCAGAAAAUACAGCAGAGAAGCAAAAAAUGUGAAAAAAAACGAGUUUGGAACAAAAAAGAUUAUUGUUAUUUUUGCAACAAUGAAGUUCUGAAAUUUUCACGUCACAUUUUAAGACAUCAUCAAAUGGAACAUGAAGUUCAAGAAAUAUUAUCAUUCAAUGUUGGUCAUAGAAGAAGAAAGGAAUUAUUCACUAGGCUCAGAAAUACGGGAAAUUUUUUAAAAAGUUCUAGCAGUGAAAUUAUUGUUCCGGUGAGAAAACCUGCAGAGAGCGAUUUGGAGCAACCAACUACGGACACAUAUCUUCCAUGUAAAUUCUGCAAGGGGUUUUACAAGAGAAAGACUCUUUAUAGACAUAUUGCGAAAUGUCCUGAUAAUUGCGAUGAUAAAAAAUUGAGAAGUAAUGCGCAAAGUGAAGGACAAUCACUUUUUUCUAAAUAUAAAAACAACGAUAUUUUACGAAAAUAUAUAUUCCCAAGCAUGAGAGCAGAUGAAUUAUCUUUAACAGCAAAAAAAGAUAUGCUAAUAUGUGCUGUAGCAAAAAGAUAUUUGAAAAGUCAUCGCGAUAAACACUUUCGUGCUAUUGCUUCCCGCAAAAUGAGACAACUGGCAGCUUUGUUGAUAGAAAUAAAAAAGAAAAUCAAGGUUACAAAUUUAUUUGCAGCUUUGGAUCCAUUGAACUUUGAUAUACUUGUGGAAUGUACUAAAAUAAUAUCCAGAUAUAAUGCGGAAACUCAAUCUUAUGGAGCUCCAUCAUUGGCAUCUCAUAUGGGUACUGAGUUGAAAGAUUGUAUUGAUGUCGCUUCCAACAUGGCACUUAAAAAAUAUCGACAAGAUAAUAGUGACAUAAAUAAAUUGAAGAAUCUAAGAGAACUUAUUGACAAAGAAUGGCGUUUUGAAGUUUCUACAGAAGCAAAUAAUGACUUGAAACAAAAAAAUUGGAAUAAACCAUCUCUCAUUCCUCUAGCGGAAGAUCUCACUACUUUGAAAAAUUACACACUGAAAGAAGGUGAAAGAUAUAGAAAUGUUUUACAGCAAAACCCACAUGACAAAAAGUCCUUCAAAAAUUUGUUAGAAAUCACAUACGUGCAAUUACUCUUAUUGAACAGACGAAGAAUUGGUGAACUGGAAAGAAUGACUGUACCAUCAUAUAUUACAAAUAUCAAUAACCAAAGUUCUGAUGAGUUCAACAGCUGUAUCACUGAAAAUGAAAAGGUUCUUAUGAAAUCUUUCAGAAGAGUUGUGAUAAGAGGGAAGAGGGGAAGAGGAGUUCCAGUUUUAUUUACAGAUGAGAUGGUCAAAAAUACAGAUUUAUUAUUAAGUAUCCGAAGUCAUUUCCUUUUAGAAAAAAAUAUUUUCCUAUUUCCCAAUACAAAAUCCUCCAAUAGCAUUUGCGGGUCGAAGGCGAUUUACAAACACGUGAGACUUGCUGGAGUGAAAAAUGCAGCUGCUUUGACGUCAACUAGAUUACGCAAACACCUUGCGACAAUGUCACAGGUCAUCAAUUUGUCACCACAAGAUUUAGAGCAAUUAGCAUGUUUUAUGGGACAUACUUCUGAAAUCCAUAAAGCGUACUAUAGGUUGCCAAGUGAUGUAUACCAAAUGGCAAAGGUAUCUAAAUUAUUACUCCUCAAUGAAAGGGGAGAACCUUCCAAAUAUAAGGGAAAGAGUCUUGAAGAGAUAAAUAUCGAUUUAGAUAUAGAAGAAGACGACUCAGAAGAUGAUCAAAAUGAAGAAUCAACCAUAAAAAAUGAAUGUACAGGGAAUAGAUCAACAGGUGCACGAAAUAUUCAGAAACAAUUGGAUUCAUCUGACAAGGAUUUUCGGGUCAAGAAGAAACGCAUUCUCCAAUCAUGGACGGACUGCCAAAAAAAAGUUGCCCUUUCUUUCUUCAAGAAUCACUUGAAAAACAAAAUUCCACCGAAGAAGAAAGAAUGCCUUCAGU